CCAAGAUGGAGGCGUUUGGCUCGCCGAACUCCUCGACCGCGCAAGCGGUCACGUUUAUCACUUUCGUCCAGGACCUAAAGCGCAAGACGAAGACAUGGGGACCGAUGAUAGAGCUCUGUGCCAAUGGCGAGAAGACGCUCGAGCGCUUUCGAUACCAAUUUCCGGACGACUGGCUGUACAGCGAUCAACUGAAGGGGGAGUGGAGCGCAUUUAAUGAGAUUCUGAAGCGGAAGAACGACUCGAUCCAGGAGCAGCUCGCUGGGCUGCAGCUCAAGAUUGUCGCGGAGGACAAGAUCGUGGAGAACAAGAUCAACGAUAUCCUGAACGAGUGGGAGCAGACGCGCCCCGUGCAGGGCAACAUGCGCGCGGACACGGCCAUGAACACGAUCAACGUCUUCGAGGGGAAGCUCACCCGCGUGCAGGAGGAGUACGACCUCGUGUGCCGCGCCAAGGAGGCGCUCGACCUCGAGCUCACCCGGCACACGCGCCUCGAGCCCGUGUUCGAGGAGCUCCGCGACCUCAAGGCGGUCUGGACCGCGCUCUCGGGCGUCUGGAGCCAGAUCAACGAGCUGCGCGAGCUCUCGUGGGCGACGGUGCAGCCGCGGAAGCUGAGGCAGCAGAUUGACGGGUUGUUGACGUCGACCAAGGAGAUGCCGACGCGGAUGCGGCAGUACGCUGCGUUCGAGUAUGUUCAGGACCAGCUGCGUGGGCUGUUGAAGUCGAAUUCGGUGGUGUCGGAUCUCAAGUCGGAGGCUCUCAAGGAUAGGCAUUGGAAGCAGCUUUUCAAGAACUUGCGGUUGCCCGCGGCAAUUAGUUUGACGUUGAUGACCUUGGGCCACGUCUAUGACUUGGAUCUGAAGAAGAAUGAGAGUUUGAUUCGAGAGGUCAUUAUACAAGCACAGGGAGAGAUGGCGCUCGAGGAGUACAUUAAGCAGGUGAAGGAGGUCUGGUCUAACUAUACGCUCGAGUUGGUGAACUACCAGAACAAAUGCCGUCUCAUCAGAGGAUGGGAUGACCUAUUCAACAAAUGCAGUGAGAAUCUGAACUCGCUUACGGCCAUGAAGCUUUCUCCAUACUACAAAGUCUUCGAGGAGGAGGCCAGCUCUUGGGAAGAGAAGCUAAACAGGAUUCACGUCCUCUUCGAUGUAUGGAUCGAUGUGCAGAGGCAGUGGGUCUACCUGGAAGGUAUCUUCUCUGGAAGUGCGGACAUCAAGCACCUGCUGCCUGUGGAGAGUGCGCGCUUCCAAAACAUCAAUUCUGAAUUCCUCACGGUCAUGAAGAAAGUCUACAAGUCUCCCUUUGUGAUCGACGUGAUGAACAUCCAAGGCAUUCAGAAAAGCUUGGAACGGCUUGCUGAUUUGCUCAACAAGAUUCAGAAAGCUCUUGGAGAGUACUUGGAGCGGGAACGUUCUUCCUUCCCCCGCUUCUACUUCGUUGGUGACGAAGACUUGCUGGAAAUCAUCGGUAACAGCAAGGACAUCCUUCGUAUCAUGAAGCAUCUCAAGAAGAUGUUUGCUGGUAUCUCCACUAUCAGGCUCGAUGAGGGUUUGACCGAGAUUCAAGGAAUGGCUUCCCGCGAGGGUGAAGAAGUCAAGUUCAAUACCCCUAUCUCGCUCAAAGAGUAUCCCAAGAUUAAUGACUGGCUCGCGAAACUGGAGGCGACUAUGCGGGUCUCGUUGGCUGAGCUGCUUUGCGAAGCUGUGUCUGAACUACAGAUGUUCUACGGUCUGUCGUCGGGAUUGCCAAAGGAUCAACUCAUGGCGUGGCUGGAGAAAUACCCCGCUCAGCUGGUGACGCUGGUCAUUCAGGUCGCUUGGACCACUUCAGUAGAAGCGAGUUUUGCAGAACGUCAGACGCCAACUGGUCCUCUUGAGACUGUCAGCCAAGCCCUUGAUCUCCUUGCCGACAUUGUGUUGCAAGAGCUCUCACCUGUCACUCGUCGCAAGUGUGAACACCUCAUUACGGAACUCGUCCAUCAGCGAGACGUCACUCGUGCUCUCAUUCAGCAGAACAUCGUCGACUCGAAGGCUUUCGUUUGGUUGUCUCAGAUGCGAUACUACUUGGACAAUGCCAUCGAACAGCCGCUUGAUCGCCUCGCCGUUCGCGUCGCGGAUGCUACCUUCCCCUAUGGUUGGGAGUACCUUGGUGUUCCCGAUCGACUCGUUCAGACACCACUCACCGACCGCGUGUACCUUACCCUCACGCAAGCACUCGACAGUCAGCUUGGAGGAUCUCCCUUCGGUCCUGCCGGUACUGGCAAAACCGAGUCCGUCAAGGCACUUGGAGUCCAGCUGGGCCGCUUCGUGCUUGUAUUCUGUUGUGAUGAGACAUUCGACUUCCAAGCCAUGGGUCGUAUCUUCGUCGGUCUUUGUCAAGUCGGUGCUUGGGGAUGUUUCGACGAGUUUAACCGACUUGAAGAACGUAUUCUUUCCGCCGUCUCCCAACAAGUCCAGAGUAUCCAGCAAGGUCUCGCUUCAUUGGUGAAGAACCCCAAUACCGAGAUCGAACUCGUUGGCAAGACCUUGAGGAUUAACAAGAAUAUCGGUAUCUUCAUCACGACUAACCCUAACUACGCUGGUCGUUCGCAGCUGCCUCCUAACUUGACGAAGCUUUUCCGACCUAUGGCCAUGACGCGGCCCGAUCGCGAGCUUAUUGCUCAAGUCAUGUUGUUCUCGCAAGGUUUCCGUACCGCGGAGUCGCUCGCAUCCAAGAUUGUUCCGUUCUUUAACCUUUGCGACGAGCAGCUCUCUCCUCAGCCCCAUUAUGACUUCGGUCUCCGUGCUCUCAAGGCUGUGCUUGCUAGUGCCGGUAUCCUGAAACGUGAGCGGCUACAGGCUGUGAGGGAUUCUGAAGAGGAGGCACCGGAAGCCGAGGGCCUCUCGGAUACCAUCUCAGAACAAAUCAUCGUCAUUCAGAGUGUCACGGAGACUAUUGUGCCUAAGCUUGUCGCAGAUGAUGUACCUCUCCUUACCAGCCUUCUAGCAGACGUGUUCCCUGGAACCGAAUAUGAGCCAGUUGACCUCGGUGCUCUCCGUGAGGAGAUCCUCAAAGUCUGUGCUGAACGCCGUCUUGUGGAUGGCGAGCGAUGGAUUGCAAAGAUCCUGCAGCUUUAUCAGAUCCAAAAGAUUCAGCACGGUCUUAUGAUGGUUGGUUCUUCUGGUAGCGGCAAGACAAACGCUUGGCAAGUUCUGCUAGCUGCUCUUGAGCGACUGGACGGCACCGAAGGUAUUGCAUAUGUCAUCGACCCCAAGGCCAUGCACAAGGACGCGCUGUACGGUACACUCGAUCAGACGACUCGUGAGUGGAACGAUGGUCUAUUCACGCACAUACUGCGCAAGAUCGUCGAUGACGUCCGUGGAGAGAGUGGGAAGAGACACUGGAUCAUCUUUGACGGUGAUGUUGAUCCUGAAUGGGUUGAGAACUUGAACAGUGUACUGGACGAUAACAAGCUUCUGACUCUCCCGAACGGCGAACGUCUCAACUUACCUCCGAACGUACGGAUCAUGUUCGAGGUUGAGCAUCUCCGAUAUGCCACAUUGGCUACCGUCAGUCGCUGCGGUAUGAUCUGGUUCAGCGAGGAUGUCAUCGACCCGGCCAUGGUCUACCAGCACUACCUCUCCACCUUAUCUACUGUUCCCUUGGAUGCCAGCGAUGAAGAUGCCGCUGACGUUCUCGGCCGUCGUGCCGAUGCCUCCGAAGCGACUUCUGCCCACCUCGAGACACAGAAGCAGAUUGCGUCUAACUUGGAGCGUUACUUCGCAGAUGGUGAACUGGUCAGCUCUGCCCUCUCUUAUGCAGAAUCCAUCGAGCACAUCAUGGACUUCACGGCGGCUCGCGCUUUGGAGACUCUGUUCUCCCUGCUGAACAAGACUGCUCGCAACAUUAUCGAGUACAACAUGCAACACACUGAUUUCCCACUAUCGGCUGAACGGGUGGAACAAUACGUCACCAAGCGUCUCCUAGUUAGCAUCAUCUGGGCGUUUUCAGGUGACGCGAAGCUCGACUUGCGCGCUCAAAUGGGCGAAUUCCUCUGCAAACAGACUGGGAUUGAUCUUCCUCCCUUGGGCCCUGGUGCAUCCCUCAUUGACUAUGAUGUUCAAAUCGCCAACGGUGAAUGGGUGGCUUGGCAAUCCAAAGUUCCUGUCAUCGAGAUAGAGGCACAAUCCGUCACCGCUUCUGAUAUCGUUGUUCCUACCAUGGACACGGUUCGCCAUGAAGAAGUCCUAUACUCAUGGCUUUCCGAGCACAAGCCUCUCAUGCUUUGUGGUCCUCCUGGUUCGGGCAAGACUAUGACUCUCUUCAGUGCCCUCCGGAAGCUGCCAGACAUGGAGGUUGUUGGUCUGAACUUCUCCAGUGCCACCACGCCAGAGCUCAUCCUCAAGACUUUCGAGCAGUACUGCGAGUACCGCAAGACUCCUAAUGGUGUUAUCCUUGCACCAGUGCAAAUUGGUCGCUGGCUUGUCGUGUUCUGUGAUGAGAUCAACCUGCCAGCUCAGGACAAGUACGGCACGCAGCGGGUUAUCUCGUUUUUGCGACAGCUGGUGGAAUGCGGCGGGUAUUGGCGCUCCAGCGAUAUGGCCUGGGUCACUCUCGAGCGCAUCCAAUUUGUCGGCGCUUGCAAUCCUCCAACUGAUCCUGGUCGUGUGCCUCUUAGCCAUAGGUUCUUGCGUCAUGCCCCUCUUGUGAUGGUCGAUUACCCUGGCGAAUUGUCUUUGAAGCAGAUCUACGGAACAUACAGUCGCGCUCUCCUGAAAGUUGUCCCUACACUCCGCGCCUACGCGGAGCCUUUGACAGACGCUAUGGUUGCCUUCUAUCUUGACUCUCAGAAGCGAUUCACAGCCGACAUUCAGGCUCACUAUGUAUACAGUCCUCGUGAGCUUACGCGUUGGGUUCGUGGUAUCUAUGAGGCAAUCAGGCCACUCGAGAUCCUUUCUGUGGAAGGUCUUGUUCGUGUCUGGGCACAUGAAGCCCUCCGUCUCUUCCAGGACCGUCUGGUCACGGAGGAGGAAAGACAAUGGACCGACGAACAUAUCAACAAUGCAGCGAUGGAGAACUUCCCCACUAUCAACCAAGAGGAAUCCCUCAAACGUCCCAUACUGUUCUCCAACUGGACAUCCAAGAAUUAUAUCCCAGUCGACCGGGAGGAGCUUCGGGAGUAUACCAAGGCACGUCUCAAGGUGUUCUACGAAGAAGAGCUCGACGUCCCGCUGGUUCUCUUCAACGAUGUCCUCGAUCACGUUCUGCGUAUCGACCGUGUGUUCCGUCAAGUUCAGGGUCACUUGCUGUUGAUCGGUGUCAGCGGUAGUGGAAAGACGACGUUGUCGAGGUUCGUUGCUUGGCUCAACGGUCUAAGCAUCUUCCAAAUCAAGGUGUCUAACAAGUAUACUGGUGAUGACUUCGAUGAGGACCUGCGUACCGUCUUGCGCCGUGCAGGUACCAAAGGCGAAAAGAUAUGUUUCAUCAUGGACGAGUCAAAUGUCCUCGACUCUGGUUUCCUAGAAAGGAUGAACACGCUCUUGGCUAACGCUGAGGUUCCUGGUCUGUUCGAGGGUGACGAGCAUGCUGCAUUGAUGACCGCUUGUAAAGAAGGCUCUCAGCGAGAUGGCCUGAUGCUGGACUCGCAUGAGGAAUUAUACCGCUGGUUCACCCAACAAGUAGCAAAGAACCUUCAUGUCGUCUUCACGAUGAACCCUCCAGAGAACGGCCUGGCUUCGCGAGCUGCAACAUCUCCCGCUUUGUUCAACAGAUGUGUGCUCGACUGGUUUGGAGACUGGUCAGAUCAGGCAUUCUACCAGGUCGGUAUGGAGUUCACGCAUACUCUCGACCUCGACUUGCCUUCAUACUCGCCUCCCGACCACUUCCCUAUCGCAUACCGGGAGCUUUCCUUGCCACCAUCACAUCGCAAUGCCGUGGUCAACGCUCUUGUAUAUGUCCACUCAUCCCUCCACGCUAUCAACCAGCGGCUCAGUCGUCGCCAAGGCCGAUACAACUAUGUCACGCCUAGACAUUAUCUUGACUUUAUCAACCACUAUGUCAAGCUCUACAAUGAGAAACGUGAGGAGCUCGAAGAACAACAACGCCACUUGCACGUCGGGCUUGACAAGCUCAAAGAUACGGUGACGCAGGUAGAGGAGCUGCGCAAGAGUCUCGCCAUCAAGAGAACACAACUACAAGCCAAAGACGCCGAGGCGAACGAGAAACUCAAGCGCAUGGUGUCUGAUCAACAAGAGGCCGAGCAGAAGAAAGCUGCAUCUAUUGAGAUUCAAGCUGCUCUUGUUGAGCAAGACAAGCAUAUAGCCCAGCGCAAGGAGGUUGUCAUGGCCGACUUGGCGGAUGCUGAGCCAGCUGUCCUUGAAGCCCAGGCUGCUGUCGGUAACAUCAAGAAACAACACUUGCAAGAAGUCCGUGCUAUGGCCAAUCCCCCGGAAGCCGUCAAGCUUGCCAUGGAAUCCGUUUGCACGAUUCUCGGUCACAAAAUCGACAGUUGGCGCACAGUGCAGGGCAUCAUUCGCAGGGAUGACUUCAUCCAGCGAAUCGUCAACUUCGACACCAACGCCCAGAUGACCAAACCACUGCGUGACUUGAUGAAGAGAGAAUUUUUGAGUCGGCCAUCAUACAAUUUCGAGAUGGUACAACGUGCCAGUAAGGCUUGCGGUCCUCUCGUCAAAUGGGCUUUGGCCCAAGUCCGGUUCUCUGAAAUUUUGGACAAGAUCGAACCCCUCCGAAAUGAAGUGCAGUCUUUGGAGGACCAAGCAGACACUACCAAGAAGCAGGCAUCACAAAUCAUCACCAUGAUCUCCGAGCUUGAGUCCAAGAUCGCCACAUACAAGGACGAGUACGCUCUCUUGAUCAGUGAAACUCAAGCCAUCAAAUCCGAAAUGGAGCGUGUCCAGAACAAAGUUGAUCGUAGCAUGAAACUUUUGGAGAGUCUAUCAUCCGAGAAGGGUCGUUGGGAAGAUGGCAGCCGCACCUUCGACGCUGAAAUGAGCACCAUUGUCGGAGACGUCUUACUUUCGGCUGCUUUCUUGGCGUAUGGUGGUUUCUUCGACCAACACUACAGAGAAGUCAUGUGGCAAGACUGGUCCGGCCACCUUUCUGAAGCGAACGUCAAGUUCAAGUCAGAGUUAUCACUCACCGAGUACCUCUCCACUGCCGACGAUCGUCUCAGUUGGCAAUCCAAGUCGCUACCCGCUGACAACCUCACCACGGAGAAUGCAAUCAUGCUGAAGAGGUUCAACCGGUACCCACUCAUCAUCGACCCUACUGGCCAGGCUACGACUUUCCUUCUCAAUGAAUACAAAGAUAGAAAAAUCGCUGUAACAAGUUUCCUUGACGAAGCUUUCCUCAAAGUUCUGGAGAGUGCUCUGCGUUUCGGAAACCCACUGCUCAUUCAGGAUGUAGAGAAUCUCGAUCCUAUCCUGAACGCUGUUUUGAACAAGGAGAUCCGGAGGACGGGUGGUCGUGUUCUCAUCAGACUUGGCAAUCAAGACAUCGAUUUCUCACCAUCCUUCACGAUGUUCUUGUCGACUCGCGACCCUUCGGUUGAGUUCUCGCCCGAUGUUUGCAGUCGAGUAACGUUCGUCAACUUCACUAUGACCCGCAGCAGUCUACAAAGUCAGUCACUCGACCAAGUACUCAAGGUCGAACGCCCGGAUACGGAGAGGAAGAGAACCGACUUAAUGAAAGCCCAGGGAGAAUUCCGUCUCCGUCUUCGAACUUUGGAGAAACUGCUGUUGCAGGCCUUGAAUGAAUCCACUGGCAACAUUCUCGACGACGACAAGGUCAUCAGUACCUUGGAAACGUUGAAGCGGGAGGCAGCAGAGAUCACUCGUAAAGUCGAAGAGACUGACGUUGUGAUGAGAGAAGUCGAGGAAGUGACUGCCGAGUAUCUUCCUCUGGCCCAAGCUUGCAGCGCAGUUUUCUUCAUCCUUGAACAGCUCAACCUCGUCAAUCACUUCUAUCAAUUCUCCCUUCGCUUCUUUUUGGACAUCUUCGACUAUGUCCUACACCACAACCCCAACUUGGCUGGCGUCACUGAUCAUCAUCGCCGUCGGGAGAUUUUGCUCAGUGACCUGUUUGUCGUCGUAUUCAAGAGGACUUCUCGUGCUCUUUUCUAUCGCGACCACGUGAUGCUAGCUGUUUUGUUGUCGCAAGUCAAGCUCAGGGGUGUCGAAGAGAUCGCCGAUGAACUUGAGUACCUCUUGGAGGCUGGUCAAGGUGUUACACCCGGCCUUAUCCCGACUCAGAAGUCUCCUGUGCUAAGCGAUGAUCAAAUGGUCACGUUGGAGCACUACGCGAAGAACAGCAUCUUCAAGCCGGUGUUGAACCAUGUCAUGGAACGCCCAGAGGAAUGGGCACCGUUCAUCCAGUCCGAGACGCCAGAGACAAGUGUUCCAAUGCCUUGGGAUCCCAGCACACCCGCUGUGGAAGCUAUCCGCGCUAUGCUUAUAAUUAAGUGCCUACGACCAGACCGACUUCUGCAGGCGACUGCUUUGUUGGUCCGCUCUGUCUUCCACGACGAGUUGUCUGCAGCUCUGGAUCUCGGAGCUAUGGUCAACGACGAAGUGCCGCCUGCUACACCUGUGGGUCUCGUCUCAGUCACCGGAUAUGAUGCCAGUUACCGCGUGGAGAACCUCAUACAGACCAACAAUGUCCGUUCGGCAUCGGUCGCAAUGGGUUCUCAGGAAGGUUUCGCACUGGCGGACCAGGCAAUUGCUGCGGCUGCAAGACAAGGCACAUGGGUACUCUUGAAGAAUGUUCACCUUGCUCCAACCUGGCUUGGUCAGCUCGAGAAGAAGCUUCAGACACUCAAUCCUCAUAGGAACUUCCGUUUGUUCCUAACAAUGGAAGCAAAUCCAUCCAUCCCUGUCAAUAUUCUGCGUCAAUCUCGCCUGAUCAUGAAUGAGCCGCCGCCAGGUAUCAAAGCCAACUUGCUGGAUUCCUUGCGGUCCAUUGCUCCUAUGCGCUUAUCACAAGGUCCCGCAGAGAAGUCACGGCUGUACUUCCUGCUCGCCUGGUUCCACGCUGUCGUCCAGGAACGUCUACGUUAUGUGCCUCUCGGAUGGAGCAAGAUGUAUGACUUUAACGACUCGGACAUGGCAUCAGCAUUUGGAACGAUUGACACCUGGCUCAACUCGGUCGCUAAAGGGCGUGCAAACGUCGACCCUGCGACGAUACCUUGGGAUGCUCUCAGAACCCUAAUCAAGCAGUCAGUUUACGGAGGAAGAGUCGACAGCGAGUUCGACCAACGCAUUCUUGACUCCUUCGUUGACAAGCUCUUUACCCCCAUGGCUUAUAACGUCGACUUCAGCCUUGUACCGAGUGUUGAUGGAACCGUUCUUGAAGGGCCUGAUGGAACUAAAGUUGAACACUUCCUGGAUUGGGUGCGAAAACUACCUGAUCGGGAGCCGCCUUCAUGGCUCAGUCUUCCACCCACGGCGGAGCGCGUCAUUGCCAUUGCACAAGGUAAUGAGCUGCUCGGCAAACUACGUAAGAUGCGCAUGCUAUCGGACGAUGACGAUGAAGUUGGUGCGAGCGGUCCCUCGAAAGGCCAGGGUGUACAACAGCCAGCUUGGAUGCGUCAACUCUUUGAACGGUCUCGCGAGUGGUUGGCACAGCUGCCAUCGAAACUCAACGUUCUUCCGAAGCAAGCGUCGGAGAAAUCGGAUCCUCUGUACCGAUUCUUCUCCCGUGAAGGGACGAUUGGUCAGAAACUCUUGGGCCAAGUCCGGAAGGACCUGGAGAGCGUCAUCAAAGUUUGCGAAGGCGAACUCAAGCAAACCAACCAUCUUCGUACUCUGAUGAGUUCACUGACGAAGGGCACGAUACCAAACCACUGGAGAAAGUACAAAGUGCCCAAGGUCAUGUCAGUCUCAGAGUGUAUCCCUGACCUCUCGCGUCGCCUUGCACAACUAGAAGAGAUUGUGACCAUGCAACAAAACCUGCCUCAUGUUGAGGUGUGGCUUGGAGGACUCUUCUUCCCAGAGGCCUAUAUUACUGCCACCCGCCAAGCUGUGGCCCAUCGCAAACGCUGGAGUCUUGAGACACUUCACCUUCGCCUCGAAAUUGGCGAGGUCAAGAACCCCGAGGCAUUCAUGAUUGAUGGCCUCAGUCUCGAAGGUGCCUCGUGGAAUGUCGAGCUUCGCAAACUGGGCUUGAAUGACGGACAGUCUGUGAGACUGAACCCUUCGCAAAUCCGAUGGGUCCAGAUAGACCCCGAGACGCCUGAAGACAAGACUGGGCUAGUCACCCUUCCGGUCUAUCUCAACAACGAUCGAAGCGACGUGAUGUUCAGUGUCGACCUUCCCUUCGACGACGGAGAUGCUGCAUUGGUUGCAAUGCGGGCUGUUUGUCUGACUGCACGAGGAUAGACGCCGAAUGAUACCAUCGGAAUAAUUUAUUACUAUAUCACUCUUUUACUUUGUCUACACGCGUAAUGAUCUCUAUGACUCUGACGAAUUGGAUUUUGGAUUAUCUCAAACCGCUAGCGCCCCGGCUUGAAGUGACUCGUCUUCAACUGUGGUAUUCAACGGCACUUCCGCCCACCACCUCGAGGGUUUUCCAAUCAACCUCUAUCGAUUCCUCUUUGAAAAUCGCACGAGCACCCUCUGCGAUUGCUUCAAAGUUAUGCGUUGCCAGUGCGAGAAUUGUGGGACCUGCCCCUGACAGGCAAAUACCAAGCAAGCCUGGAUGCGAUUCAGGGGUCAAUCUGGAUGUUACGGCGGGAAGACCAGGGAUCAGGCCCUUGCGAUACGGUUGAUGUACGCGAUCUUUCAUUGCCUCGUAAAUGAGCUCGGGGUCCGGAGGAGACUGACCUAAGGCAGUGGUGAGGACAGCUAGACGCUGCAUAUUGAAAAUCACGUCCUUGCGAGAGUACUGCUCAGGUAGGACCUCACGAGCCUUUGCCGUGCUCAGCUCAAAACGGGGGAUGAUUGCAACAGCCUUGAUCGAUGGAUCCCACUUAAACCGCACAUAGUGGCCGAUCCCCAACGGCGGCACUGGCGGGUUAAGGCCCCAGUCCUCGCCGGCAUCGGGUGGGUACUCGGGCAGAACCUCGGCGAGAGGAACCUGCGCCGCUUCCGUCGCCUGCGGAUCGAGCUCGCGCAGGUAGGAGCCGACGAAGCCGCCGACGAGCGCGGCGGUGACGUUGUCGGGGUGGCGCUCGACCAUCAGCGCGAAGUCGAGCAUGCGCGCGCGCGAGAGGCGUAGCUCGCCGAGCGCGUCGCCGAGGAGGACACCCGCGAUGACAGCGGCGCCCGAUGAGCCGAGCCCGCGGCCGAACGGGAUCUCGUUGUGUGCGUGGAUAGAGAGUAGAGAGGACGGGAAGGUGUGCACGCCGUUGCACCGGAGGACGUAUAGCGCGACACGGGUCGUCAGGUUCUUGUAUGGGUUGAGCGGGACUUCGUCGGCGCCUUCACCCGAGUACGUGAUCUUGACAAGACCAUUCGAGGGUUCGCCGAACUUGACGGUCAGAGUGAGGUACAGCGAGAGCGAGAGACCGACGACGUCAAAGCCUGGGCCGAUGUUGGCUGAUGUCGCGGGGACACGGAGAACGAAGGACUUGGGUGGAGCCAUAUGGCUUGU
Coniophora puteana RWD-64-598 SS2 is the source of this 11583-nucleotide messenger RNA. Its product is annotated as dynein heavy chain protein 1. Bases 6 to 10370 code for a protein of 3454 amino acids. Lineage: Eukaryota; Fungi; Basidiomycota; Agaricomycetes; Boletales; Coniophoraceae. The transcript has 20 exons. Gene Ontology annotation, molecular function: ATP hydrolysis activity; minus-end-directed microtubule motor activity; ATP binding. Gene Ontology annotation, cellular component: dynein complex. The record is from RefSeq and is a predicted model, not a curated record. Gene Ontology annotation, biological process: microtubule-based movement.